UGUAACACAUCCAACGCUGUGCUUAUCAUUCCAAGCCACUUCUCUGCUGAGUGAAUUGUGUGUUUUGGCCGUGCUUCCAUGCUAGCGGAAACCAGUCAGAAUUAGCAGAUGAGCUAUGGGGUGAAACAUGUCCUGGAAGGAUUAACACCUGCUGGCUAGGCUAACGCUACAACUGGCAAGAAGAGGUCAGGACAACAAAAUCCAUUGCCCUGCAUGGUUGUCUCCUAUUAUAUAUCUGUUGAUUUUUGAGAGUAAUGUGAGCCAGUGACAGUUUGAUGCUUGACUGGUGCUGUAUGUGCCUGCACAGACUUGCCUAGUUCAAAGAGAAGUGAAGCUCAGAAGGUCACUUACAUCACUCUGUGCAAUCAUUUUGGAAGGAAAGUAAGUGGAUAUUAAUACAGUACAUAAACCCAACAUUUAGGAACAAGUGGCAUGAGCUUUCAUGUCACCUUCCAGUUUACACAUUUAUUGAUUAUUGUCAGGUGAUCAUUAUGAACCUUACAUCAACUCUGUAGCAUAGUUUUGAGCCAUCCGGAGAAAAACCAACCACAAAACAUACAAAUACUUCUUUCUAAUACAAAUCAUUGGUUCCUGGUGGAGGUGACAGCUGUCUCCACACUGUCCCUACUCCUAAUGCCCCACCCCCAUGGAGGAGCACUUUAUGUAUAGUGUCAUAGAGGAGAAUGCAAAUCUGGGAUUAGCUCAUUAAGACAGACAUCUUUGAUCUGCAGUUAUCUCUUCCAUUUCCAAGGCAACCUGAUCACAUCCUAGUCUCUAAAGACAUACAUGGGCACAAUAACCCACAGAAAGGUGCACACAUGCAAACACAUGAACAGGCCUUAAUGCCCUAGAGAGCAGGGCCCAACAGAGAUGUGAAGUGUAGAUGUGCAGCAACAGCUAAACGUCGUGUCAGGUUUCUGGGGGCUCGUGCUAAAUUUAACCCUGUGAUCCUGCAGCAGGCAGAGGGGUUUAAAUGCCAGCCUACAGUUGCUCCACACCAGUUGUUCUCCACACGUCUUCCACUCAUCGCAAACUAAGGCCAGGAACAUACACCACAGACGCCGGACUGAAGGCCAUUUACUGAAGUGCAGUUCCAGAGGAAGCAGGGAUAUUUGGCCCUUUACAUCCAGACCACUGUACUGUCCAGUAUGGAGCUUUUUGAGACCAACCCUUACUUCUUCCCUGACCAGCGCUUCUAUGAAGGAGGGGACAACUAUUUCCCCUCUCGCCUGCCUGGGGCAUACGACCAAGCUGGCUACCAGGACAGGAACUCCAUGAUGGGCUUGUGUGGGAAUCUGUCUGGGGGUGUUGGUGUUGGAAUGACAGGGAAUGAGGACAAAGCUUCUCCAUCCAGCCUGUCACCUCACUCUGAACCCCACUGCCCAGGUCAAUGCCUACCCUGGGCUUGUAAGCUGUGUAAAAGAAAGACAGUGACUAUGGACCGUCGGAGAGCAGCCACACUGAGGGAGAAGAGGCGUCUGAAGAAGGUGAACGAGGCCUUUGAUGCUCUGAAGAGGAGCACCCUGAUGAACCCCAACCAAAGGCUGCCCAAAGUGGAGAUCUUGCGCAGUGCCAUCCAGUAUAUCGAACGGCUGCAGGCACUGGUGUCCUCCCUCAACCAGCAGGACACUGAGACAGGACAGCAGGGACUGCACUACCGACCAAAUGCAGCCCAGCCCAGAGUGUCAUCUUCAAGUGAGCCCAGUUCGGGCAGCACCUGCUGCAGCAGCCCAGAGUGGAGCAGCACUCCAGAGCAGUGCCCGCAGAGCUACAGCAGUGAGGAUCUCCUGAGUGCUGCUGAAUCUCCAGAACAGGGGAACAUGCGUGCCUUGACUUCCAUUGUGGAUGGCAUCUCUGCAGCUGAUGGACCAGUGGCCUUUCCUGUGGACAUUCCCAAAUAGAUCCCUCAACCAGUGGAACCAUACAUGUAGGUGCACUGAGAGCCACAAACAAAAGACAAAGGAGGCAAUGGACAACAAAUUCUAAAGGAUGAUUCUUUUUUUUGUGCAUCUACUGAUUUGAGUGUUUUGUCUUAUGCAAAAUUAAAAAAAAAUGUAAUUAGUAUUGAUCUAAGGGUCUGCUAGCCAAACCGAAUUCCUCCAUUCAUAAUGAGGCCUCAUUCCCUUUACUACAUGCCUUAUUCCGUGGUCCAUCCCUGUCUGUCAGAGCUACAGGUGCUUAGUCUAACUAGAGAUUCAAGGACUUUGCAUGAACCUGACUUUUGUGUAGUUACUAGAGUGGAUAUCUGUUCCCUGCCUCCAGACUUAUAAGGAAUGACAAAUCCUGGCUCUUCUCCUCUCUUAAUUUAAGUUUUCCUAUUUCCAAAACCUUUCCCUGAUCUUUCGUUCUUUUUUGUGUGAGUUUUGAUGCUUAAACAAAACAUGAGUUUAUUUGUGGGGGCCAAUAUGUACCAUGGCAGUUUUGACCAAGAUCUGCUUAAUUUAAACAUGUUAUGAAUGCUAGUGAUGUAAAUACGUUCCCUUUUUCUACAGAGUGGUUUUGCCAUUUUAUUUUUUAUUUUUUUGCUAACUUAUUUUUGACUUUUAUAUCUAAGAUUGUUGUGUAUUUGUAGAUGUUCUGAAAAAGUGAUAUUUUCUGUUUAAUUCUUGCAAUAAAAACCAUUUUCAAUA
Messenger RNA from Melanotaenia boesemani (Boeseman's rainbowfish), 2630 nucleotides. RefSeq names its product myogenin (gene myog). The transcript is spliced from 3 exons. Gene Ontology annotation, biological process: positive regulation of transcription by RNA polymerase II; positive regulation of myoblast differentiation; muscle organ development. The coding region runs from base 1149 to 1901 and encodes 250 amino acids. Lineage: Eukaryota; Metazoa; Chordata; Actinopteri; Atheriniformes; Melanotaeniidae. The record is from RefSeq and is a predicted model, not a curated record. Gene Ontology annotation, molecular function: DNA-binding transcription factor activity, RNA polymerase II-specific; protein dimerization activity; RNA polymerase II cis-regulatory region sequence-specific DNA binding.